Messenger RNA from Australozyma saopauloensis, 2118 nucleotides. RefSeq lists its product as uncharacterized. The transcript has a single exon. Bases 1 to 2118 code for a protein of 705 amino acids. Lineage: Eukaryota; Fungi; Ascomycota; Pichiomycetes; Serinales; Metschnikowiaceae. The record is from RefSeq and is a predicted model, not a curated record.
AUGUCCGAAAAAGAACCACUUCUUCUGACUUCCCCCAACGAAAAUGCCCUGCGUGCAUCCAUUUCAAGCCGAUUCUUAUCAUGUAUCCCGCCGUUUUGGAGUUCAUCCAAAAAUACCCUUGAUUCGGACCCUGCUCUGUUGUAUGAUGCCGAACCGUUAGAAGACGAAAGUCUUGGCCCUAUACCUCCAGUAAACCCGCCAGUUGGUCAAUGUAGCUUAAAUGGAAGUGAGAAACUUCAUAAGAUCAGACUGCUCAUGAAAAAAUUUGGUAUUGCAGUCUAUAUAGUCCCCAGUGAGGAUGAACAUCAAUCUGAAUAUACUGCUUGUGCCGAUAAGAGACGGGAGUAUAUGUGCGGCUUCACUGGAAGCGCCGGAAUAUGUGUAGUGACAUUAGAUGAUGCCGAAAAAUUAUCGGGCGAAGCUGCCUUGUCCACCGAUGGUAGAUACUUUCUCCAGGCAGAACAGCAGCUCGACUCGAAGCUCUGGCGCCUACUCAAACAAGGCACUGUUGGGUAUCCUUCCUGGCAAGAAUUUUCAAUCCAGAAAGCAAAUGAUAGCAAAUUUAGUAACGUCAUUUCAUGCGACCCUAAAUUCUUGAGUUUGGGGCUCGGUCAGUACUUCGAACUGGCCCAAUCCAUUCGUGGCUUUAAGUUCGCUCCUUUGGCUCAAUGCAAUUUGGUGGACGAAGUCUGGGGCGAUGAGAGACCAUCAAGAUCCUCUGACCCAGUUUAUGAGUUUGGCUUGCAAUACUCAGGUGAAACUGCGCUGUCCAAAAUCUCCAGAGUACGCCAAUAUCUCAAGGAAAAUGAGGCUUCUCAUAUCAUUGUCACUGCCUUAGAUGACAUUGGCUGGCUCUUCAACUUAAGAGCUGAUACCGAUAUUCCUUUCUCGCCUUUUUUCUUUGCAUAUGCAAUUGUAGCUCCGAAGUCUGUGACUCUCUAUGCGAACGCCGAGAAGCUCGUCAAUGUCAAGUCAUAUUUAUCCAAGAUCCCUGGCUUCAUUGGAAAAUCUUACGACGAAUUCUACGGUGAUCUUGCUAAUUUGAAAGCCACUAUCCACAACAAAGAUAUACGGCUUGUCCUUCCCAGCAAGUAUGCAUGCAAUUACGCUCUUUUAAGCUCGCUUCCUGUCUCAGUGGCCCGCCAAACAAUCAUCUAUGAGUCUGCCAUCUCUGUCAUGAAACUCACAAAAAACCGUGCAGAGUUGUUCAACGCAAAAGUGGCUCAAGCCAAAGAUUCUCUUGUGUUUAUUCUCUUGGGUUCAUGGCUUGAACAUCAAUUGAUUCACAACAAAAAAAGUGUUACCGAAUAUCAAGUUGCUCAAAAGAUCUUCCAAAUUAGAGAGAGAUUUCCAAACUUCAAGGGGCUUUCGUACGAGACCAUUGCCUCGACCGGCCCCAAUGCCGCUGUGAUACAUUAUGCACCUUCAGAAACAGAGUCGUCCGUCAUCGAUGUCAAAACACCUUUCUUGUUGGACUCAGGCGCUCACUUUUUGGAAGGAACAACGGACAUUACGCGUACCUACAAGUUUGGCAGUAGUGGACCAAUGGACCUUUAUAGAAAGCUCUACACGCUCGUUCUCAAGGGACAUCUAGGUGUGGCCUUGGCCAAGUUUCCUGAAAACAAUGGAGCCACUGGCACGAUUCUAGACUCUUAUGCUCGCCAACCGCUCUGGAACGAGGGAUUGGAUUUUAAUCAUGGAACUGGCCAUGGAGUCGGAAGCUUUGGCAAUGUCCACGAAGGACCUUUAUACAUUCUGACCACCGCUGGCGGGGUAAGCAAGCAAGACUACUUCAAAAGAGGCGCGAUUUUGACUGACGAGCCAGGAUACUAUGUUGAUGGCAAAUAUGGAUUCAGAGUCGAAAGCGAGCUAGCCAUCUGUGAAUGCGAAAAGUCUUUCGGCAAAACUCGUGGUGGAAAUCGUUAUCUUGGGUUUGAGUAUCUUACAAAGGUGCCAUUUUGUUCCAACUUAAUCGAUAUAAAUUACCUUACUCGUGCUGAAAGAAAAUGGAUCAAUGACUAUCACUCUAGCAUAAAGUCUGAGUUUGGUCCAAAAUUGUUGCAAAUGGGUGAAAAGAAAGCUUAUCAUUGGCUCAUGAAGGAAACAAAGCCAAUUUGA